UUGUUGACGUCACAACACACAAAAUUCACCACUUCAUGGAUAUUGCACUACAGCAGUGGUUGUGGCAGAAACAGACGCUGGCAAAAUGACUUUUGUGCCCAAGUAGUGCUUUUUUGUGGAAGCAGAGUGGCGCGGAGGCAUUGGUGUAGAGCUUGUAGGAGCAGGCCGUAGGAAUCUAGGACUGUAGGCGUAGUGACUGACCGCAGCCGACAAGAGACCAAAAAGAGCGUCGACAGAUAACUUAAGUGUUGGCAAUUCGGCACUGAAAGGAGUCCAUCGCAUGCGGGUCUGCGAGUGACACUUGGUUGGUCGACCUGUGCUAGUUGCUCCGUUACCCAGCAUGGCCUCUUGCUUAUGACAACAGCCGCCGCGACCCGACCGAUCUCUCGUGCCCGACCUGACUUAGUGCAGCCCUAGACCACCCCUGACUGAGCUAAGCGGGCCUCCCCGACUGCAUGCCGUUCCUCGGUCCCAGGCCAGGCGCCAAGAUGUCGUCCAGACACACCUCCAUGUUCUACACCGUGGAGGUUGGAGACACCAAGUUCACGAUCCUCAAGAGGUACCAGAGCCUCAAGCCCAUCGGCUCAGGCGCACAGGGCAUAGUUUGUGCUGCGUACGACACAAUCAAGCAACAGAACGUAGCCAUCAAGAAACUCAGCAGACCAUUCCAAAACGUGACACAUGCCAAGAGAGCAUAUCGAGAAUUCAAGCUUAUGAAGCUGGUGAAUCAUAAAAAUAUUAUCGGACUCCUGAACGCGUUCACACCCCAACGCUCCUUAGAGGAAUUCCAGGACGUCUACCUUGUGAUGGAGCUCAUGGACGCGAAUCUGUGUCAAGUCAUACAGAUGGACUUGGACCAUGAGCGCAUGUCCUAUCUCCUCUACCAGAUGCUCUGUGGCAUUAAGCAUCUCCACUCAGCAGGAAUCAUUCACAGGGACCUGAAGCCAAGCAACAUUGUGGUCAAGUCGGAUUGCACCCUGAAAAUCCUUGACUUUGGCCUUGCGCGCACUGCAGGUACAACCUUUAUGAUGACGCCAUAUGUGGUGACCAGGUAUUACCGGGCGCCGGAGGUCAUCCUUGGCAUGGGGUACAAGGAAAACGUGGACAUCUGGUCAGUAGGAUGCAUCAUGGGCGAAAUGAUCCGCGGAGGCGUCCUCUUCCCGGGUACUGAUCAUAUAGAUCAGUGGAAUAAAAUUAUCGAACAACUAGGCACUCCUUCCCAAGGAUUCAUGCAAAGACUUCAGCCGACUGUUAGGAAUUAUGUCGAGAAUAGGCCUCGUUAUCCGGGCUACUCCUUUGACCGCCUCUUUCCUGAUGUUUUGUUCCCAACGGACUCAUCAGAACACAAUAAGUUGAAAGCGAGUCAAGCUCGAGAUCUGUUAUCAAGGAUGUUAGUGAUCGACCCAGAAAAGAGGAUAUCGGUUGACGAAGCUCUCCUCCAUCCCUAUAUUUGUGUUUGGUAUGACGAGGGUGAAGUCAAUGCGGAUCUUCUUGACAAGACAAAUCGGUUGAUGUGUCGUAAGCCUGCUCCGGGGCCGUACGACCACUCUGUGGACGAGCGCGAGCACACCGUGGAGCAGUGGAAGGAGCUGAUCUACCAGGAGGUGAUGGAGUACGAAAUGACCCACAACACGCUGAACAGCACAGGCGGCCGGACAGCGCAGCAGGCGGCCGCCGACAAUGGCGACGAGCACGUGGAGGCGGCCGCGGGUGGGGGUGCCACGCAGGGCUCGUCCUCACAGGCGCAGCAAGGCUCAACCAGGCGGUAGACGACGCGAAGGUUUUUUCAGUUUUGAGGAGCAGAAAAGAUGAAGAAAGAAUUAAGCAAGAAUUCCCUCUCCUUUUUUACCUCCGUCCUGUAGUGGAAUCGUGCGAGCGAAGACACUUGUUGUGGAAAAAGAAGAAGAUGAAAAUUAUUAUUAUUGAUUAAUUUUAUUAUUAUUAUAACGCCUCGUUUUUAGUUUCGUUUCUGUCUGUGAUCCAAAGGGUGGAUGCAAGCAAGCAUAAGAAGAAUAACACACACGCAAACAAACAAAACAAACUUUCCAAGAAGUGACGAGCAAGAGAUGUGAAGCAUAAUGUUAUUUUUAGUCUCUUCGGACAGCUUUCUCGCGGAUAGUAGAGGACAGAGAAAGAGAGGAAAUUUGUUAGAGGCAAAAAUUCUAGUUGGUGUGGUUUUCUGACGAUGUAAAAUUUUAAGGUCAACCCUCAAAAUGGGAGACUUCUAUAACUUCUUUUACGAUGUAUUUGAAAUAAUUUUUUUCUCUCGCUCUGUUUGUCAUCUGAACUGACUUUGAGAAAGACAGAAUAGACAGGUUUGUGUUUUACUCAAUGCAAAAUGGAACUGCACUAGCAAGCAAAACAUAAUAUAUAUAAGAUAAUUCCGUUCCUCUGUAAAUACUUGAUUAAACUCAGAGAUGAUAAAGGGAAAAGUAAUUUUAUCGUUGUUCCGUUCCUUUUAUUGCCAGCAACAAGUUUAAAACAAUUUCUGUGAAUUUAAACUUAAGGAGUAUGUAAAAAUAUUCAUCAUUAGUGUCAUGUGAAAUUUAAAUCGAAAGUUUCAGCUGCUAAACAAGAAACUCUAUUGUAAUGGAUUAACGAUUAAAACCAGACAGACUUCUUGGAGCGGUGAGAAGUGUAAAUUAGAACUUACAAAAUAUCAUGUAUACAGCGCGUACGGAAUGAAUGGGAGUGACUGACUGUGAUGCCGUUUGGUGUAAGUUGGGGAACCUUGUUUUUGGCGCAAAAACGAGCGAGUAAUCUGUUGCUGUGAGUGAUACACGGUUAUUUGAUUUUAAUGUUUGAAUUUCUAAAAUAUUUGUCUCUGGAAAUCCCUUUUUAGCAAACUUUUAUCCUUUUGUGGACACACUAAAUUUAAUAAAUACACAAAAAACGCAAAAUGCUCAGAUAAAUUAAAUGUGUAUGGUGAAAUAUUUUUCUCGAAAAUCAUUUUCACCAAGAAUCCACAAAAUGUGCAGAGAGUAAAUAGAAUGAAUGUCGAGCAAGCAAGAAAAUAAUUAAAUACAUGUUACAAAAUAAUUUCCAUAGUGGAGAAAAAACUUGGUGAGUUCUUUGAGCUUUGUUUAUGGCACCAGUUUCCAGCCACCUUUACUCUCGAAUUUUAUUCUCACGUCCGAGAAUAAAUUGUGAAAUGCCGCUGCUUUAAUAAAAAAGAAGAUACCAUUGAUUCUGGCUUGCUUUGAAAGUUAUCAAAAGAUUGCAUAGAGGCAAUAAAAAACUCGGAAAUGCCGUUUUCCAGCUCAGACUCUUCCGAAGUGGAGAAAUGUUAAAAUCUCUAUGAGUCGUUCAAAAUGAGCCAUUUUUCUUCCACUUAUCCAAUCAAGAGAAAAAAAUGAGCUAAGUUACAAUUUGAUCAUGUGCAGCACUAAUAAAAUUUUCUAGAGAGAG
Molecule: messenger RNA, 3408 nt
Organism: Cloeon dipterum
Lineage: Eukaryota; Metazoa; Arthropoda; Insecta; Ephemeroptera; Baetidae
Gene: bsk
Product: mitogen-activated protein kinase dJNK
Exons: 13
Coding region: 456-1769 (437 amino acids)
Biological process (GO): JNK cascade; protein phosphorylation
Cellular component (GO): nucleus; cytoplasm
Molecular function (GO): ATP binding; JUN kinase activity
Source: RefSeq, a predicted model, not a curated record